AUGGAGUUCAAAGAUAGACCAGGACCUUCUUCAACGUCAGGAGACAGCGUGAGAGGAACGUCUGCCGCGACAGAGCAGGAAAAACUGGAGGAAAAAAAGAAAGGAAAAAAAUGCCAUAUACUACAUAAUUUGACCGAGGAGGACCUAACCAGGGUCCAAAAUCUUCGAGUUCAGAGGAUUGCUAGUGAUCGGGCUAGGAUUCAGAGACUGAGCCUCAAUGAAUCUCACCUGCUGCUGGAACGGUGCCUCAACCGUGAGCCCAGUCUCCUUUUUGAUUUGUUGGACACUGAUCCCAAUCCAGAAGACCCCCCUCCUCUACAAACUCUGAGCCGGUGUGUCUGCGGAAAGUGCAGGGACAUGCCUACUCUAAUAGAGCGCAAGUGCUGUGGAAAGCCACCACAACACUGUAUAUCUUUGAUGCCACACAUGGACCUGUUUAUUUUAGAGGAUGGUGUUCUGCGACUUGCUCGCAGAAUUUGGAAUGACCUGCGGGCUGAGGAGGACUCUCAAGAGCUUGGAGAAAGCAAUCGGGAGUUUAGAUUUGCAGCCUACAGACAGUUUGUAGUGUGGAGGUACGGUAUUCUUGGAAGAGGUAACAGGAUAGUUAUACCAAGUUGCUGUGUGUGGAAAACGUGA
Molecule: messenger RNA, 636 nt
Organism: Boleophthalmus pectinirostris (great blue-spotted mudskipper)
Lineage: Eukaryota; Metazoa; Chordata; Actinopteri; Gobiiformes; Gobiidae
Exons: 2
Coding region: 1-636 (211 amino acids)
Source: RefSeq, a predicted model, not a curated record